Molecule: messenger RNA, 870 nt
Organism: Cannabis sativa
Lineage: Eukaryota; Viridiplantae; Streptophyta; Magnoliopsida; Rosales; Cannabaceae
Product: small ribosomal subunit protein eS12
Exons: 4
Coding region: 182-703 (173 amino acids)
Biological process (GO): translation
Cellular component (GO): cytosolic small ribosomal subunit; ribosome
Molecular function (GO): structural constituent of ribosome
Source: RefSeq, a predicted model, not a curated record
AAUUAAAAAAAAUUGGGGCUUUUUUAAUAAGUUUCAAGUGAGGCACGCGAACCCUAGGGUUUUUCAUAUAAAUCUCAAACUCAUAGCGGCUGCGUUUUAUUUCCGCUGAACGCUAUCUCCAUCCAAGAUCUCAAUCAAGUUCAGUAAGUAGAAUCAGUCUCAACCACAUCAGCCAGAGAAAAUGUCAGGUGAUGAAGCUCCAGCAGUGGCAGUUGAGGUGGCAGCCCCAGCCCCAGCUUUGGGAGAGCCCAUGGACAUAAUGACUGCGUUGCAGCUAGUGUUGAGGAAGUCUUUGGCUCACAGCGGGAUUGCUCGUGGCCUUCAUGAAGGCGCUAAGGUCAUUGAAAAGCAUGCUGCCCAGCUUGUUGUGUUGGCAGAGGACUGUGACCAACCUGAUUAUGUUAAACUUGUCAAAGGCCUUUGUGCUGAUCAUAAUGUCAACAUGAUGACUGUUCCAAGUGCCAAGACUCUUGGAGAGUGGGUUGGUUUGUGCAAGAUUGAUUCCGAGGGAAAAGCUAGGAAGGUAGUUGGAUGCUCUUGUGUUGUUGUCAAGGUAUGUUUCCACAUUCAAGCCAUAACAAGUUUUAUACAAUUUUGCUUCAAUUUUUUUCCAUUUCUUAUAUUGUUGUUUCAUCAUUAUUUGCAGGAUUAUGGUGAAGACCAUGAAGCCCUUCAUGUGGUUCAGCAACAUGUCAAGGCAUAAUUAUCUGGAAAAAUUGAUGAGGUUAAUAGUUUUUUUUUUCAAGUCUUUUAUGGACUGACCUUGUUCCAAAUUAAUGGGUUUUGCACUUAGGGAGUUUCUGAUUAUUUCUUGGUUUUGAGUACACUUCUGCAAAUUUUUGCGUUUAGUAAUCUUUUCUUCUUCUUCCA